GUCCCGCCGGCUGCUGGCUCUCCUGCCGCGGAAAUGCUCCGUCUUCCAGCUCUUCUUCGCGGCGCUGCUCCUGGGCUUUGCCUCACUGCUGUGGCUGCAGCUCAGUUGCUCAGGCGAUGUGGCCCGUCAGGGCCGCGGGGCAGCGGCCCCCAGCCCCCUGAAGCCCUGCCCCCCGGAGUCCCGGGCCUCAUGGGCUGAGGACCCGUCAUGGGGCCCCCACCGCCUGGCGCUGCUGGUCCCCUUCCGGGAACGCUUCGAGGAGCUGUUGGCUUUUGUGCCCCACAUGCAUCGCUUCCUCAGCAGGAAGAAGAUCCGCCACCACAUCUUCGUGCUCAACCAGGUGGAUCAUUACAGGUUUAACAGAGCAUCUCUGAUCAACGUCGGCUUCCUGGAGAGUGGCAACGACACCGAUUACAUUGCCAUGCACGACGUUGAUCUCCUGCCCCGCAACGAGGAGCUGGACUACGGCUUCCCGGAGGCAGGGCCCUUCCAUGUGGCAUCGCCAGAGCUGCACCCGCUGUACCACUACAAAACGUAUGUGGGCGGCAUCCUCCUGCUCACCAAGCAGCACUACGAGAUGUGCAAUGGGAUGUCCAACCGCUUCUGGGGCUGGGGGCGAGAGGAUGAUGAGUUCUAUCGCCGGAUCAAAGGAGCUGGCCUCCAGCUUUUCCGCCCCUCGGGAAUAAAGACUGGAUACAAGACCUUCCAGCACCUGCACGACCCAGCCUGGAGGAAGCGAGACCAGAAGCGCAUUGCUACCCAGAAGCAGGAGCAGUUCAAGGUGGAUCGGGAGGGGGGCCUGAACAAUGUGAGGUAUCGGAUUGAGUCCCAGACGGCGCUGAGUGUGGCUGGAGCUCCCUGCACUGUCCUCAAUAUCCUGCUGGACUGUGAUGCCAGCAAGACCCCCUGGUGCACGUUCAGCUGAGCAGCCUGCCAUGCUGAGAUGCCCAGGGACUGCAGCGGGGCCAUUUGGAGCAGGGCAGGUUCGCUGCGGCAGCUGAGCGCGAGGGCUGGAGCAUGGAGGCGACAGACUGGAAGAGGGCUGAGGAGCCAGCCCAGCUCCUCGGUCGGUGCAGCUGGAAGGGCAGAGCUGAGACCGAGACGCUGUGGCCCCCAGCACAGAUGCCGCUCCCUCCUUGCGCUGGCCAUGGCAGAGCCACCUCUGUGCUCGAAGGGGACAAUAAAGACCCAUCAGGACCAUGUGAUAUCAAUGCACUGAGCCUCGCCCUGCUUUCCAUGCCAGUGCCCAUCUGCCAGCCUUGGUCAGGCACCAUUUCUGCUCCUCGCUCCCUUGCUCUCCUACUGCUCUGUGAUUCCAAGAGGAAGCAGGGACGGAAGCCAGGCUGUGAGUGUCUGCAGGAGGCCAGUCACUCGGGAGGCUCACAAGAGAGGUUUGGUUGAUGCAGUGGGGCCCAGAACCCCAUUAACACGGGCUGGGAUUUCAACAGAGAAUGGGACGUAUUGGCUACAAUACUGCCCAGAACUUCCCAUUCCCCUUCAUGUGGCUUCUAGGUCCCGCUGCCCACCCCUGCUUUCUGUGGAGUAAGGUCAUGUUUCUGUUGAACCCCAGCUCGUGAGCAUGUCACUGCUCACCGGCUGCAUCCGCCCAGAGCACCAGCAGUGCCAGUGCCACUUCCCACAGUACACACCAUACCCCAGCCUUCUCCAUGGGGCUUGAGUGAAUAUCUGAUGCCUUGGCCUCUAGUGCCCCCUUCUCUCCUGGCCCUGCCCUCUCCCAGCUCUAGUUAGGAAAUCCUGCACCGUGUUUCCCUGGAAUGUAAUGGCUGCUCAUUUGCUGCAGUGGUGGCAUUAAAGCCAGUGGAGCCAUG
Trachemys scripta elegans is the source of this 1829-nucleotide messenger RNA. It is a transcript of the gene B4GALT7, whose product is annotated as beta-1,4-galactosyltransferase 7. Gene Ontology annotation, molecular function: xylosylprotein 4-beta-galactosyltransferase activity. Gene Ontology annotation, biological process: carbohydrate metabolic process; proteoglycan biosynthetic process. NCBI's taxonomy places the organism in Eukaryota, Metazoa, Chordata, Testudines, Emydidae. The record is from RefSeq and is a predicted model, not a curated record.